Molecule: messenger RNA, 201 nt
Organism: Suillus paluster
Lineage: Eukaryota; Fungi; Basidiomycota; Agaricomycetes; Boletales; Suillaceae
Exons: 2
Source: RefSeq, a predicted model, not a curated record
CUCACACCAGCAUACUCGUUCACGGACUAUCGGUCACAAGGUCAGACCAUCAAUAACGCCAUUAUAGACAUUGCGACACCACCUACCGCGGGGCUUACUUCAUUCAAUGUCUAUGUCGCACUAUCACGAGCUCAACAUUUGAGAAUUGAAGAUGAAAGGUUGGCAAUGAUGGAUCGGGAGACGGAGCAAUGGUGGAAAGAA